Molecule: messenger RNA, 1968 nt
Organism: Giardia duodenalis
Lineage: Eukaryota; Fornicata; Diplomonadida; Hexamitidae
Product: Ankyrin repeat protein 1
Exons: 1
Coding region: 1-1968 (655 amino acids)
Molecular function (GO): protein binding
Source: RefSeq, a predicted model, not a curated record
AUGCCCAUCGGAACUGUUCGAGAGUGGUUCUCAGCUGUAAAAGCCCAUGCGCACGCGGAAAUUCAAGCGGCAAUACCCUUGUUUCAGAGGUCAGUGGAUUCACUCGGGCAAACAGCGCUGAUGAAGGCCGUCCUUGAAAAGGAUCUGUUCUUGGUCAAGAUGCUUGUGCGCUACGAGCACUCAAUCACCACCAAGGCAGGACUGACUGCUCUCUCCAUUGCAGCGCUUGAAAACAAUUUUGAACUCUGCAAGCUUUUGGCCAUUUAUGAGAAGGACGUGCUGCUCCCAAAUAAGCGGACCCCCCUCAUGUUGGCCGCUGAUUCUGGGUGCACCGAAUCGGUAAAGGCUCUCCUGGUAUUCUAUAGUAACGAGCGAGAUGAAUUUAAAUGGUCAGCGCUCGACUACGCCGUUUCUAAAAACCAUGUAGAUUGUGUUCAUGAACUGCUUAAGACAACUACGUGGACCACUCAGGACUUGACUAUUGCGUUUGGUGUUGCAAAGAGGGCGUCCCUAGCGUCGAUGACGGAACUGCUUUAUGGCUACAUCAGACAGGGUGUUGUUACUGAGUGCCCACACUGUUCUCUCUGUCGCUCUACCCUUCGAGCCGCCCUUGAUGAGGUUACGGCGCUGACGAGCGGGCUUUCAUCCUUCAUUGUCAAUAAUAGGCCUAACCAGGGUCCUGGAAGUGACACCGUAUCAAGAGAAGAAUACACAAGAUUACUUGCCAAAUACGAGGCAUUGUUGGCAGAGUCAAAAGCUUACAAAAGAGACAGUCAAGUGACUGACAAGAGGCGGUCUUAUGACGAGCUGACACAUAUGCCUCCUAAGCCUCAGUCCUCGGGGCAGGCAUCCACCAACCAAGCAAACCCAAUAGGGCUGACCCAAAAUACAUACUCAGUGGACCUGCAAGAUACCGCAGCUGACAACGAAAGGUUUGCAUUAUAUUCAAUCCUGGACCCUACAAUACUAAUAACCGACCAAACUAUUUUAGAAGAUACCUCCAUGUCUGUCCGGCGAAUAAACUUUCCAAUGAGAAAAGGUGAUGCACAACGAAAUGAAGAAGAGGAUGAGGAGGAGAUACAGGUUGACGAAGAUGGAAACACUCCGUUAAUGCAUGCGGUAAUGAACAAGAAGAUGAGUCUUGUCAAGGCAUAUAUGUUCUCGCAGGCUUCGAGGCAAAACUCUUCUGGCGCGACUGCUCUGAUGAUCUCUAUAUCCACAGGAUUUCUGGAAGCGGCUAGAUUCUUGGCAGACUUGGAGGCUGGUAAGCAGGAUGUCCACGGGCAAACAGCCUUGAUGCUCGCUGCAUCUGUUGAUAGCACUGAUCUGGUGAAGAUGUUGAUGGGUGAAGAGGCAAAGAAAACAACUACCAACGGCAAGACAGCCCUCAUGAUAGCAAUAGAGGCAGGAUCUGCUGACUCUGCAAAGCUUCUGGCUCCCGUCGAAGCUGGGAUGCAAGACCAAUCUGGACGAAAGGCUAUUCAUUAUGCCGCGUGGAACGACAUGGAUGAGGUUCUGAGGGUUCUAUUGCCUGUUGAGAAGGGAGCUAAAGACAGCUUUGGAUAUACAGCCUUAAUGAUAGCGUCUCUGAAGGGCCACAUUAACUCUGCUCGAAUGCUUAAAAGCUAUGAAGCCAAAUUGGCAAGACCAGACGGGUGGACGGCGCUCAUGGCAGCAGCCACGCUUAAUAACUUUACGGUUGUUAACGAGCUUAUUGAUGUAGAGGCAGGCAUGCAAACGAAUAGCUCAAACUGUCGCGGAGCUGGAUACACAGCUCUGAUGGCAGCAGCUGAAAUGGGCUCAUUAGAGUCUUUGUGCAUACUAAUGCCUGUAGAAUUCGGAUUGCGACAAGACAGUGGAAAGUCAGCACUCGAGUGGGCUCUCAGUCCCAAUGCCAAAGGAGAUAGGACUAAUAAGAAUAAGUGCUAUACCCUAUUGAGAAAGCACUCAGAUGCAAAAAUGGAGUGA